AUGGCCACUUGUCAGGUAAUUUCAGCUCAAAUAGAGGAUGUAGACAAGGAGGAUUAUCAUUCCAAUGACCCAAACAAUCUCAACAAAGAUGUGCCAAGUAACGACCCAGAUGUGUCAGGUAACGACCCAGAUGUGCCAGGUAACGACCCAGAUGUGUCAGGUAACGACCCAGAUGUGCCAGGUAACGACCCAGAUGUGUCAGGUAACGACCCAGAUGUGCCAGGUAACGACCCAAAUGUGCCAGGUAACGACCCAGAUGUGUCAGGUAACGACCCAGAUGUGUCAGGUAACGACCCAGAUGUGCCAGGUAACGACCCAGAUGUGUCAGGUAACGACCCAGAUGUGCCAGGUAACGACCCAAAUGUUCCAGGUAACGACCCAGAUGUGUCAGGUAACGACCCAGAUGUGUCAGGUAACGACCCAGAUGUGCCAGGUAACGACCCAGAUGUGCCACGUAACGACCCUGAUGAGCACGAGAAAGACAAAACUUGCCAGAGGAAUCGACUAGAAACAAACUAUUCCUUUGGGUGGACACAGAGCCGAUUCGACGGUCACUGCAUCCAGUAA
Messenger RNA from Ostrea edulis (European flat oyster), 567 nucleotides. Its product is annotated as putative surface protein bspA-like. The record is from RefSeq and is a predicted model, not a curated record. The transcript is spliced from 3 exons. Bases 1 to 567 code for a protein of 188 amino acids. NCBI's taxonomy places the organism in Eukaryota, Metazoa, Mollusca, Bivalvia, Ostreida, Ostreidae.